AUGGGAUGCGUUUUAUCGCAAGUCGACAUAGCCGGUCAAGGUUUACGCAUCAAAAUUGUCAAAGAAAUCGCCAAAGGUGGAUUUGGUGAAGUGUUGUUGGGUGAAGAUGUUGAUGGUGGCGAUAAAUAUGCUAUCAAGAAAAUAUUGGCGAAUUCUGAUGAGGAUGAGAUGCGGAUUGAGAAUGAGGUGGGUUUUCAGGGGUUUUUGCGGUUUAAAAUUCAAGUUUACCAAGUUUACAGUCGUGGCAACCUUUCAAAAACCCCCAGAAACCAGUAAAAAUCACGCGAAAACGAAAAAAAGCGAAAAAAUAAAAGUAAAACAACGACACUCCGCUUGCGCGUUGUUUAAUUUUCACGGGCUGUUUGGACGAGCGGAGUGUCGUUGUUUUUUUUUUUUGCAAAAUCCACGCACGUAUUUUUUUGGCCCUCGGUUCGCGGUUGGUAUACUGUAUUGACUUGUGCAAACACGGUGACGCACAAAUGCACAAAAAUGUCUCGCGUCUCUCCAUUUUGCGCGCUAUUUUUCGAAAUUGGUCUCGCCACGAACCCCGAAACGCUAAAACGGCACUCGUCCGCUCCACCAAAGCUUAUUCCCAUGCAGUUUUUCACGGCGAUAAAGAUGGUGUACUUAGAUUUUCAUUUGAUGCAGCCGUUCUUGAGAUUUUGGUGGAAAAUUAACGCAUGUCCCUUUAAACGGCGAAACGAGAUUUUUGUUCAGCAACAAAAUACGUGCAAUUAAAAUUUUCCAGGCAAAACUUCAUCGACUGUUCGAAAACUCAGAAACUAUCGUCCAAUUAAUAGCUCACAUUCAAAACCCGCCAAAAAUCGAAAAUUACUUGAUUUUCCCAUUUUUCCCGCAUGGAACUAUACACGAUGAACUAGAAAAGCGAAAAGAGAAAGGAUUGUAUUUGGAAGAGGAGCAAAUAUUGAGAUAUUUUGAAAGUGCGUGUAGAGCAACUCAGGAGAUUCAUUCGAAAGAAUAUGCGCAUCGAGAUUUGAAAACGGCGAAUUUUUUGAUUUCCAUGGAUCGGAGGACGCUGGUUUUGACGGAUUUUGGAUCGGCGGCAAGGUUUGGGGGAUUUUUCGUGGAAAAUAUUAUUUUCUUAUACUUUCAGAGUUCCAAUUUCAAUCGAAAAUUCGAAAGAUCAUAAUCGAUUAAUCGAUGAAAGUGCCGAACUUUGUAGUAUGCCAUAUCGAGCGCCAGAAUUAUUUUCAUGUGAUAUCGGAACACAAAUCACAAAUUCAAUUGAUAUUUGGAGUCUUGGCUGUUGUUUAUACGCAUUUCUCUAUUUCCAAUCGCCAUUUGAUUCGAUUUAUGAAAAAGGUGGAAGUAUUGCAUUAGCAACACAAAGUCCACAUAAAAUUGAAUAUUCUGGAAAAUUUAGCGAGAAAUUAAUUGGGCUAAUUAAAAGUAUGCUUGUUUCGCCACCCGAAGAUCGACCGAAAAUCGAGGAGAUUUUGGAGAAAACUAGGAAUUUGGGAAAGGAAUUGAUUAAUGCUGUGAAUGUGUGA
Molecule: messenger RNA, 1511 nt
Organism: Caenorhabditis angaria
Lineage: Eukaryota; Metazoa; Nematoda; Chromadorea; Rhabditida; Rhabditidae
Source: the annotation of a GenBank genome assembly